This is a messenger RNA of Rosa chinensis, 2043 nucleotides long. RefSeq names its product ATP-dependent 6-phosphofructokinase 6. Gene Ontology annotation, molecular function: ATP binding; 6-phosphofructokinase activity. The record is from RefSeq and is a predicted model, not a curated record. The coding region runs from base 179 to 1765 and encodes 528 amino acids. Gene Ontology annotation, cellular component: cytoplasm. NCBI's taxonomy places the organism in Eukaryota, Viridiplantae, Streptophyta, Magnoliopsida, Rosales, Rosaceae. The transcript has 13 exons. Gene Ontology annotation, biological process: glycolytic process; fructose 6-phosphate metabolic process.
CCAAGCAUCUCUGAAGAAGCGUCACGCUCACCUUUUUCUGCGGUCAAAAACUCAAAACCUUGAGCCACCGGUACCGUUUUUCAAACCUUGAGCCCCUGUUCUUUGUCCUAUAAAUUUGAACCAUGGUUCCCAAUACGACUUCAAACUACUCGUCGUCUAUAUCUGCUGCUGCUACCCAAUGGACUCUCUCUACUCUUCUUCGUCUGCCAUCAUUUCUCUGAAGUCUCCAGGUUCGGAUUCAAGCUCUGUUUCUAGGAACUCGUUUACGUGUUUUUCCGGGUCGGGCCAUAAAGUCGGGUCGUCUGGUGUUGUCAUGGAUCGUAAGGCUAAGAUUGUGGAGGGGGACAAUGGCUACGUUCUUGAAGACGUGCCGCAUUUCUCUGAUUACAUUCCCAAUCUUCCGACUUACCCAAAUCCAUUGCAAGACAACCCUGCUUACUCUGUAGUCAAGCAGUACUUUGUUAAUAUGGAUGAUACUGUUGCCCAAAAGAUCAUUGGUCACAAGAAUAGUCCAAGGGGCAUCCAUUUUCGGCGUGCUGGACCACGUCAAAGAGUGUAUUUUGAGGCUGAGGAUGUUCAUGCGUGUAUUGUGACUUGUGGGGGUCUAUGCCCUGGACUCAACACUGUGAUUAGGGAGAUCGUAUGUGGUUUGCACCAUAUGUAUGGUGUAAAGAAAGUUUCAGGGAUAGUAGGAGGAUACAAGGGUUUCUAUUCUCGAAACAUAAUUCCUUUGACUCCAAAGAGUGUGAAUGAUAUCCACAAACGCGGUGGAACAAUCCUUGGGACAUCAAGGGGUGGCCAUGACAAAUCAAAGAUAGUUGAUAGCAUUAAAGAUCGAGGAAUCAAUCAGGUUUACAUAAUUGGAGGAGAUGGAACCCAGAAGGGAGCAUCUGUAAUAUAUGAGGAAAUCAAAAGACGUGGUCUCAAAGUAGUAGUUGCUGGAAUCCCCAAAACCAUUGAUAAUGACAUUCCGGUGAUUGACAAAUCCUUUGGCUUUGACUCUGCCGUUGAGGAGGCUCAACGUGCAAUUAAUGCAGCACAUGUUGAAUCUGAAAGCUUUGAGAAUUGUAUUGGUGUUGUGAAGGUGAUGGGUCGGUAUAGUGGGUUUAUUGCUAUGUAUGCAACGCUUGCAAGCCGAGAUGUAGACUGUUGCUUGAUUCCAGAAUCACCCUUUUAUCUUGAGGGUCCUGGUGGACUGUUUGAAUACAUAGAGAAACGACUCAAAGAAAAUGGGCACAUGGUUAUAGUCAUUGCUGAAGGUGCUGGCCAGGAGCUUCUAUCUGAAAGCAUAAGCUCUAUGGACAAACAGGAUGCUUCAGGAAACAAGCUCCUCCAAGAUGUUGGCCUAUGGAUUUCCCAGAAGAUCAAGGAUCACUUCUCGAAAAAAAGUAAAAUGGCGAUAAACCUCAAAUAUAUAGAUCCUACGUACAUGAUCCGAGCUAUUCCGAGCAACGGUUCUGAUAAUGUGUACUGCACACUUCUUGCUCAAAGUGCUGUCCAUGGAGCAAUGGCAGGCUACACAGGAUUUAUAGUAGGUCCUGUCAAUGGGAGACACUCUUAUAUACCCUUUCAUAGAAUAACCGAGGAGCAGCACCAGGUUGUGAUAACAGACCGAAUGUGGGCUCGGCUCCUAUCUUCCACACACCAACCAAGUUUCCUGAGUACUAAAGAUGUCAUUGAGGACAAGAGAGAUGAAGAAGUUCAACAGGAACAUUGUUCAGAUAACAACUUGGUGAACAAGGAAAUCAGUUAUACCUGUAAUUGACAUCAGUACUACAUAUACGGCUCCUUAAUUAGAUUGGCAAUCCCUUUAUUUUGGUGCAAUUGUCUACUUCUAUGUUGUUAGAAUCAAAAUGCAUAAGCAACUGUUUUGUUAUGAGAGGAGGCUCGAAUUCGGGUGGAUGUGGGAUAGAGUGUUUUACAGCUGAAGCUAGUAAGCUUUCACAAAUUUGUAAGAGAUUUUGUAUUUUUGUUGUCAGGCUAAUAAGAUCUGGCUGCUAGUUUUGGAAAAUAAUGUGAUUUCUAUGCUCCCAACCAAGUAUA